This is a messenger RNA of Anastrepha ludens (Mexican fruit fly), 903 nucleotides long. RefSeq lists its product as uncharacterized. Lineage: Eukaryota; Metazoa; Arthropoda; Insecta; Diptera; Tephritidae. Bases 150 to 638 code for a protein of 162 amino acids. The transcript has a single exon. The record is from RefSeq and is a predicted model, not a curated record.
AUCGCCUGAAGGCAGACACAGUCUUAGUUAUUGCGUAUUCGUUAACGGAUCACGCACGCAGCUAGAAAGCUGUGACGACGUCAACUGUUGAGCAAAACGCGAAUUCGCGCAAACGAUCAAAUAGUGAAAGUGUCAAUAAUUAAAUAAAAAUGAAAAACAUAAUUUUCAUCUUCGCAGCAGCGCUGCUGUUGUUCUGCGCCACCUCAGCACGUGGCGAUCUGCUCGAUUGUAAUGAGAAAAUCUUGCCAUCGCUGUCCGAUGUGCCCAUCAUUGGACCGAAGGUGGCCAGCACCGAGGAUAGUGCAGAGCAUCAAGUGCGCGAUUUCUUCAAAAAUGUCGGUUGUCAAAUAAAAAAGGGUGCGGAAAAAGUUUCCGAACAUGCAAAAAAGUUGGGCACCGAACUGAAGCAGAGCGCCAAAAAGUUUGGUGAAAAGGCAAAAGAUCUGGGCUCAGAUAUAAAGGAUAAAUUUGGUGACUUCAAGGACAAAUUUUCAAGUGACUCUGCAGAGGAGCGCGCAACGCAUGAUCUACUACGCAACGUGGAAAUCAUAAAUCCAGAUCUGCUCAAGGCUGAGCAACAAUGCGGUCAUGGGCAUAUUUUGGAUGCAUUAGGCAAUUGCAGUAAAUUGAGGAAAUGAUUUUGAGUUUGAGAAGUUUGAUCAAAGCCUAAAUUUGGUUCCUCAGCAGUGAUGCGUAAUCCCAAAGAAUGUGAAAUUAAGAAAGUUACUAUGAAUUUACCUACAUACAUAUGAUAAGAAAAUAUAAAUUACUCCAAAGCCAAGGCAUAUACAAAUACAUAUAUAAAUAUCAAAGAGAUUGAGUUAAAAAGUCAUGCAUACCUUAGUCAAUAUGAGUUGGAUGUGAGGAUGUGCAACUGAAACUCUAAACAAAAAAAAAAAACAA